Messenger RNA from Chrysochloris asiatica (Cape golden mole), 810 nucleotides. It is a transcript of the gene WFDC1, whose product is annotated as WAP four-disulfide core domain 1. The record is from RefSeq and is a predicted model, not a curated record. Gene Ontology annotation, biological process: regulation of cell growth. NCBI's taxonomy places the organism in Eukaryota, Metazoa, Chordata, Mammalia, Afrosoricida, Chrysochloridae. Bases 1 to 810 code for a protein of 269 amino acids. The transcript is spliced from 7 exons. Gene Ontology annotation, molecular function: peptidase inhibitor activity. Gene Ontology annotation, cellular component: extracellular region.
AUGACCAGAGAGUUUGAUAUGAAGCAGCGAGAGCCAGGAAACAAGAGCAAAAGAGCAGGUGAAAACCACAAGGGGAGGGAUGUGCUGGGCGUGGACACCCGAUCCAUCCCAGUCGAGGACCAGGCCGCCGGGAGUCAGGAACAUCUUUUGGAGCUUCUGGGAGGAGACUCCUCUGACCGCUCUCGGGAUGGGCAGCUGCUCGGGGAAGACCAUCCAGGCACUGAGCUUCCUGCCGCUGCUCCUACUCCUCGGAGCCGUCUCUGUGCUGCAGGCGAGGCCGCCACAGAGGCCGAGGAGGCGGGUGCUCCAGGACCAGGCCCCCCGCCACUGCGUCCAGACAGCUGUCCCCCACCCCCGCACGUACUGCCCCCUGGCGCCUGCCAGGUGGUGAGCUGCCAGGCGGAUACCCAGUGCCUGAGUCACAAACGCUGCUGCUACAAUGGCUGUGCCUACACCUGCCUGGAGGCCGUGCCGCCCCCACCAGUCUUAGACUGGCUGGUACAGCCGAAACCUCGGUGGCUUGGCGGCAAUGGCUGGCUUCUGGAUGGACCUGAGGAGGUGUUACCAGCCGAGGCCUGCAGCACCACCAAGGACGGGGCGGAGCCACUGCACUGUCCCUCAGGCUACAAGUGCCACAUCCUGAGCCCAGGUGACAUGGCCAAGGGCAUCCCCAACCAUGGGCAGUGUGUUAGGCAGCGUCAGGAGGCCGAUGGGCGAUCCCUACAACAGAAAUUCCACAGAGAAUAUCCAGAGGGCGUCUUCAAGAACGUGGCCGAGCCUGGGCGGGGCCGGCAGAAGCGGGUCCAGUGA